AUGACACAAUAUCAUCCGAUAAAACAAGCAAUUGCUAGACCAUCAGUUAGUGCUCCGUCGCCACCUCCAUCUCCACUGGCCCCACCUUUACCGGUGAAUACAGGUGUGCCAAAACUUGCGACUAUUUCAGUGACUGAUAAUUUACCUCCAAUGCCACCAAAUAUACCAUCAGCACCAUCUUUACCUAAUUCAACUAUAUUCAAUCAUUUGUCAUGCGAUCUUCGACGACAAGUACACCGCCAACAAUAA
Rotaria sp. Silwood2 is the source of this 249-nucleotide messenger RNA. The record is from the annotation of a GenBank genome assembly. NCBI's taxonomy places the organism in Eukaryota, Metazoa, Rotifera, Eurotatoria, Philodinida, Philodinidae.